Molecule: messenger RNA, 570 nt
Organism: Dipodomys spectabilis (banner-tailed kangaroo rat)
Lineage: Eukaryota; Metazoa; Chordata; Mammalia; Rodentia; Heteromyidae
Gene: Nap1l5
Product: nucleosome assembly protein 1 like 5
Exons: 1
Coding region: 1-570 (189 amino acids)
Biological process (GO): nucleosome assembly
Cellular component (GO): chromatin; nucleus
Molecular function (GO): histone binding; chromatin binding
Source: RefSeq, a predicted model, not a curated record
AUGGCCGAUCCGGAGAACCAGAGCCCCGCGGAGCCCAGCCAGGCGGCAGCGGCGGCGGCGGCGCCAGCGCCGCCGGAGGUGGCCGAGGUGGGCGCCACCGAGGAGGUGAUGGCGGAGGGCGGCGCGCAGGGCGGCGCGGCGGCGGCCGGGGACGCGGCCGUCCCGGGCGCCGACGAGCCGCAGAGCGCGGCCGCGGCGGCGGCCGAGAGCGCGGCCAAGCCCCGCAACGACUUCAUCGAGAGCCUGCCCAACUCCGUCAAGUGCCGCGUCCUGGCGCUCAAGAAGCUGCAGAAGCGCUGCGACAAGAUCGAGGCCAAGUUCGACAAGGAGUUCCAGGCGCUGGAGAAGAAGUACAACGAGAUCUACAAGCCCCUGCUCGCCAAGAUCCAGGAGCUCACGGGCGAGAUGGAGGGCUGCGCCUGGACCCUGGAGGGCGACGAGGACGAGGACGAAGAGUACGACGACGACGACGAAGACGGCGACGAGGAGGAGGACGAGGAGGUGGGCGCGGCGGCGCGGCGCCGCAACGACGGCCCCAACACCCAAGUGCCCGACGGCGCCUGCAAGUAA